Molecule: messenger RNA, 1500 nt
Organism: Helianthus annuus (common sunflower)
Lineage: Eukaryota; Viridiplantae; Streptophyta; Magnoliopsida; Asterales; Asteraceae
Product: probable ADP,ATP carrier protein At5g56450
Exons: 3
Coding region: 268-1236 (322 amino acids)
Biological process (GO): mitochondrial ATP transmembrane transport; mitochondrial ADP transmembrane transport
Cellular component (GO): mitochondrial inner membrane
Molecular function (GO): ATP:ADP antiporter activity
Source: RefSeq, a predicted model, not a curated record
CAUAUACGUACGUAACAUAGAAGUUUUUAUAAAGUGAAUAAUAUAUUCUUUCGAGAAAAAAAUAUUAUAUAAUUCAAUGAAUUUGGAUAAAAUGAAAAAUUGGGUAAACACGAGGCAGCUAUAGGUGCUGCCUAAACAAAUCGAGACGCCCCUCUUUCUUUACUGAAAACACUUUAAGAAUCAAAUCUCGUUAUCAUAUAUCGAAUCAAUCACACGAAACCCCCCACAUCAAAUCGAUUAACGGCGGCGGUGGUGGUGGUGGUGGAGAUGGUAGCGGAAGAUGGCGGAGAAGAGGGAUCUAAACCGGAAAAAAUGGUGUCCUACUGGUUGACGAAUUUCCCAAGAGAUCUAAUGGCUGGUGCGAUGAUGGGUGGAAUGGUGCACACGGUUGUAGCCCCAAUUGAGAGAACAAAGCUGUUGUUGCAGACUCAAGAGAGUAAUAUAGCGAUUGUUGGUGGGACUCAUAGGAGGUUUAAUGGUAUGAUUGAUUGCAUUAUUCGUACGGUUAAAGAAGAAGGGGUUUUGUCUCUUUGGAGGGGGAAUGGCAGCAGUGUUCUCAGAUAUUAUCCCUCUGUUGCACUCAAUUUUUCUCUCAAGGAUCUUUACAAAAGCAUUUUGCGAAACCGCAACGACGCUCAACAUUCAACUUUCAUGUCCGGCCCAUCUGCCAACUUCAUAGCCGGGGCUGCAGCCGGGUGCACCACAUUAGUCUUAAUCUACCCGCUAGACAUCGCACACACCCGGCUCGCAGCCGAUCUCGGGAAAACCGAUUCCCGCCAAUUCCAAGGCAUCCGUCACUUCCUCGCUACCAUAUGGGCAAGAGACGGGAUCCGCGGGGUCUACAAAGGCCUCCCAGCAUCCCUACAAGGAAUGGUGGUCCACCGAGGCCUCUAUUUCGGCGGGUUCGACACAAUGAAAGAAAAAAUGUCGAAAAACACGCCAUCGGAAGUGGCGUUAUGGAAACGGUGGAUUGUAGCUCAAGCUGUUACAACUUCGGCUGGAUUAUUGUCGUAUCCUUUGGAUACUGUUAGGAGGCGAAUGAUGAUGCAGUCGGGUAUAGAGCGACCGAUGUAUAGAAGCACAUUGGAUUGCUGGAAAACGAUAUAUAAAACGGAGGGUUUGGGGUCGUUUUAUCGUGGGGCCCUUUCGAAUAUGUUUAGGAGUACAGGUGCUGCAGCAAUCUUGGUUUUGUAUGAUGAGGUGAAAAAGUUUAUGAAUUGGAGUGGAUCAUCAUAAUGUUUGUUACAAGAAGAGAAUAGGAGAGACAGACAAGUAGGGUAGGAUUAUAAAUACAGAGAGAGUAGGUCAAGAAAUCAUACAGUUUGAUCACAUGGUGCCAACAAGUUUGGAGAUUUUGUUAACGGUUAACUAUAGAUUGGUAGCCGAAAUAUGUGGAGAUGGACACGUCAUCCUUUUUUUUUCUUUUGAGGUUUUUGUUGGUUUUUAAGGUUGUUGGAAAAUUUGCAAUGAUCAAUAAGCUAUGGCAUUCAUCAAACUUUA